UUAUGACAGCAUCCUAGACAUUCGACUUGGGAUUAGAGAAAAAGUUUUCGCAGGUUCAAACGACUCUCCGACAUCUACAUGUCUAGAACGCUGACCAUUAAAGGCAGUACCUGCGAAUAUUCUUCCAUCAUCAUCGAUAAUGGCAUCUCAGCCGGAGACCCCGUUCUACACGUCUAGCGACAUCGAGAACCAGCUCCUUCCAAGCCAACCACCCUCACCACCCAAGAAAGCUCAUCAGCACCCCCGUUACGGCGCACUACGCCCUGUUUCCUCUCGCCCUGCACUUCGAGCGUUAUCAAAUAAUAUCUGUGUAUCAGAAAAAGUCCCGGCUCAAAUAAAGCGCACGUAUGGUGAUGUACUCGCAGACGAAGCACGCACCAUUAACCGUGCAGAUGUCGACUGUCGCAACAUUCUUCGUGAGAAAACAGAUGGUACGACCAGUAUCAAGCGAGUCAGUCGAAAAAAGAUUAGCAUUCUGCGAGAUAGUUUCACUCCUCCCGCCAAGGAAGUAUUUCCCGGGAAGCCUUGCCGUACGGCAAAGGCAACUGAAGUCGAGGAAGACGACUGCCUUGAAGUGACUAAUCAUCGUUGUAUCAAGCUAGGGGAUGUGGCCAAAGGUAGUGAUUUUUCUGUGGACCUGGGAGAAGUACCUUUACCGUCAAUCGAAAGCCCUGGACCUGAAUAUGUUACCGAAAUCUGCAUCCCAUCGUCGCCAAUCGACCUGGACCCAAUGUUCGCCAGCGACAACAGCUUUGUUCAGCCUCGUCAUAGCAGACGUUCCAGGAAUGUCUCCCCCAGCGAUCAACCUCGUCUCGAAAGAUUCGAGCGCCGCUUUGGCACCGUACUGUCAAGCUCCAGCCUCGACCUGGACAUAGACUUUGACGACGCCGCAACACGGCAGCCCAAGUUCACAAUUAGCCCCAAACAUUCCACUAUGGCUUCAGACCCAACCAAACUCCGUCCAAUCGAGCGUAGUCACACUAUCACGAUCUACAAGCUCCCUGGAGAUGAAGACCGCCGCGCUUAUGUUCUUCGAGAGAUACUCACCGAACUUGCCCAUAAUUCCGAUGAUGCGGCGCUGAAAAGUCAUCUCGUGCACAACCAGCACCAUGCUCUCAUUGCAUCCCACGUCAUCCACGCUCAUCUCGCAUAUAACAACGGCGUCGGGAUUCUCGGCUUCCUCGAGACACCGUUAACGUCUACAGGGCUCUGGCACAAGACACAGCGUGCCGGACUCGGCGACUCGUACGAUCACAUGUACGGCGUUCUAUACCGCCUCGUCGAGCAAGGUACGAUCGAGCAAUGGAAGGAAAUGUCGCCGUAUCAUAAAGGUGAGGCGAGCGUAUUGUAUCGUGUGUUCCAUGAUCAGCUGUCCAAAGUGGAUCAUGCAUUUGAGGAGUUCGGAAAGGCGCCAGUGGUUGUGGAGAUGAGUAGUUGGAUCACUAGCCUGUUGCAUAUUGAGCAGCAGGUCGAUAGUACGGAUCGAACUAUUUUGGAGAUGCUGGUUUGUGAGGCGAAUGAUUUGUGAGGAUGCACGUUCUUGUUCUUCGAGAAUCGGAGAGUAGUAUGUGGUGAAGGAGAAGUCGCUGGGCAUUCUGAAUAGUGGAGACGACGUUUCAAUAAGAUUGUCUAAGGCAUUGUUACGUCUCUGUAGUCAGUGGUGUUAAAGGAUGAGAUAAGAGGCUGUUUGACUCGCGCGCUCACCUCGUCUGCUAUCU
This is a messenger RNA of Pseudovirgaria hyperparasitica, 1718 nucleotides long. RefSeq lists its product as uncharacterized. Bases 140 to 1528 code for a protein of 462 amino acids. The transcript has a single exon. The record is from RefSeq and is a predicted model, not a curated record. Lineage: Eukaryota; Fungi; Ascomycota; Dothideomycetes; Acrospermales; Acrospermaceae.